AUCACAACAAACAACAUUGUCAAAAUUCCCCACCGGUACACACGUGUUUUGGUUGCAAAAGUAGUGUUUCUCUGUGGCUAAACAGUUUACCUUUCGCAAAAAUGCCGGACAAAAUAAAAUUCGGCGAUGUGGGGAGCGACUACGAGCCUUCAGCAUCGGAAGAUGAGUAUAGUGAAGGAGAAAAGGAACUGUUGAAAAAUGUCCGACAGCGGCGUCGCAACGAUUACGAUGAGGACGACGAAAUGCCACGCCAAGCGGUGCUAGGGUUCGAUGAUGAGGAUGAUUACGAUGAAGAGGACGAGGACGAGGACGAGGAGCCGGAUUUCGACGAAAUUCGUAAAUUUGAACACGACAGUGAUAUCGAUGAUAGAAACGACGAGGAUGACCUUCCCGAUCGCUAUGCCUGGGGCUCGAAAGCUGGCGCUUACUAUGGGACUGGCUACAAAGACCGGGACUACGAUACGCUCACGGCACAGGAAGAGGAAUUGGCCCGACUGGAAGAAGAGGAAGCAAUGGAGAUGCAGAAACGCCUCAUUAAAGGCAUGACCGAUGAAGACUUUGCGCUUGACGAUUUAUGGUCGGGUGAUGAAGAGGAUCUGGGAGACGAUUUGGAACCUUCAGAGGAAAAACCGAAGAAGGGUAAACAGAAAGGCAAGAAGGCGGCCUUUACCAGCAAAGAAGAAAUAGUGAUCAAGGGAGAUUUAUCGGAUCUGAGCGACAGUCAGCGGCGGGAGCUGUUUCGCAAAGAGUCGCCAGAGUUCGAUGGGUUGGUAAAAGAGUGUUCUGCCAAGUUGAGCGAAUGUGCAAAUGUACUGGAACCCUUUUUGGAGUUGCUUAAACAACACAAUCAACUGUCGCAUCCCUUAGGGCAGUUGUUGACCAAACGAUACGAGCUUCACAUGCUUUAUUGUAGCAAUAUCAGCUUCUACGUACUGCUAAAGUCACAAAGAGUUGAUAUCCGUAAUCAUCCGCUGGUGAAACGCUUGCUGCAGUUAAAACGGUUAGUGCAAGAAAUGGAGCAAAAGUACGAGCAAACUGCUAAAGCACAAGUGGAAGCACUGCUGGAGGCACAGGCGGAAGGAAUGGAAAUCAGAUUCCAUGAUGAAAUCGGGAAUGGAACAUUCACAACGAAGAAGAGUCAACGGUUGCGAGUACUUGAUCAGUUGGAGCACAUGAGUUCCCAAUCGGAGGAAGAGCAGGACGAUGAAAAGAUUGACGAAAGUGACCCCGAGGUAUAUGCUGCAAAACGAUUCAGAUUGGAUGCAGUCAGGGAGCACUCGGAGGAAGAAGAAGACGAUGAGCAGGAACAACUGGACGACAUGGAAGAGAUGGAUGCUGACGAAAAACGCAAGAUCACCUACCAGAUGGCUAAAAACAAGGGUCUAUCGGCACGCAAGCGCAAGGAUCAGCGUAACAUUCGUGUGAAGAAUAAGCUGAAAUUCCGCAAGGCAAUGAUCCGUCGCAAGGGUGCCGUACGAACGGUUCGCACGGAAACGAAGCGAUACACGGGUGAAACAAACAUCAAACCAUAUGUUAAGAGAGGAAUUAAGCUUAAGUAAGUUUGGC
Molecule: messenger RNA, 1566 nt
Organism: Anopheles funestus (African malaria mosquito)
Lineage: Eukaryota; Metazoa; Arthropoda; Insecta; Diptera; Culicidae
Gene: Sas10
Product: something about silencing protein 10
Exons: 1
Coding region: 102-1559 (485 amino acids)
Biological process (GO): maturation of SSU-rRNA from tricistronic rRNA transcript (SSU-rRNA, 5.8S rRNA, LSU-rRNA)
Cellular component (GO): nucleolus; small-subunit processome
Source: RefSeq, a predicted model, not a curated record